Molecule: messenger RNA, 2742 nt
Organism: Coregonus sp. 'balchen'
Lineage: Eukaryota; Metazoa; Chordata; Actinopteri; Salmoniformes; Salmonidae
Source: the annotation of a GenBank genome assembly
AUGACCACGGUAUCCAUGGAGCCCCUGCUGGUCCUGAUGGAGCGGAUCCCCAACGCCACCGACCCGCCUUUAGACUCCACCCAUUCCUCUCCUGAAGACACCGCCGCCACCUUCACAAUAGGCUGUAUUCUCUCCCUCAUGUGUCUGGUCGGCGUCACCGGAAACAUCUACACCCUCGUGGUCAUGUGUCACUCCAUGCGUUCCGCGGCGUCCAUGUACAUUUACAUCAUCAACUUAGCCCUGGCUGAUCUCCUCUAUCUGUUGACCAUCCCGUUUGUGGUCUGCACGUAUUUCCUGAAAGGUUGGUAUUUCGGCGAUGUUGGGUGCAGGAUUCUAAUCAGCAUGGAUUUUCUGACGAUGCACGCCAGCAUUUUCACGCUGACCAUCAUGAGCACCGAGAGAUACUUUGCCGUGCUGAAACCGCUGGACACAGUCAAGCGGUCCAAGAGCUACCGCAAAGCCAUUGCGGUGCUUGUAUGGGUAGCUUCCCUGGUCCUGACUUUACCCAUGAUCCUCAGCAUUCAGAUGAUGAUGGUGGGGAGCAAGGCCAUGUGCCAGCCGACCAUCUCACCGCUGUCCUAUAAGGUGUACAUCACCUUCCUGUUCUGUACCAGCAUUGUGGCUCCGGGGAUGAUCAUUGGCUUUCUAUACAUCGGGCUGGCUCGUACCUACUGGAUCUCUCAGACAGAAACCUUCAAACAGACCAAGAAACUACCCAACCAAAAGGUCAGUCAAUUAAACUAAGUACCUCUAUGUCAAUCAAACGAAGUAUCUCCCUCUGUCUAACCAUCAUUUAGAUAUGUCAAAGGAAUAGCCUUUGGUAAAACAAAUGAAUGUGAUUGAUUGCUGUGAUCAUGUAAAUCCCUCUAGGUCCUCUAGCUGGUCUAUUUCCAUCUUGUGUUUUUCUAUCCUCUAGGUCAGUGGUUACCAACCGGUCGAUCGCGAUCUUAGCCAACAGCGCAUUCCUAGUUGAUCGGCAAACAUUUCUAUAAAAAAACCUAACGAUAAGCCUUGCGUUCCUAUCAAUGAAUACUGCAAAGAGCUGCUGUUUUUAUGAGUGAGUUCACGUUGAAGUUUUUACUCAGCACUGUCAACACUUCUUUAAAUAUUUGUAUAAGCCAUAAAAUGUGCGUUCUUCCUACUUCGACUCGCAGCACUGCAGCUGCAAUGAAUGAGUAGGAAAUUGUAUCGAUAGGAUUGUAUAGUUAUUAUUAAUGGCUUGGGUUUUUAACCGAGGAACUAAUGCGGUGCGAGAGGAGGACCCUGAGUCUGCUGCCCUCUCCCUCCGCUGAGACUGACCAUAAGAUGCAGGCUCCAUCAGCCCAGUAAAAUAAAUAAAGCGAAUUAUUUUAAUUUAUGCUCACUCAGCUGUGCCUCACAAGUAAUCCAACAGCUGGUCUAUUACCAGUGUGAUCAUAUAGCCUACCUUAAAUGUUGAAAUAUAUAUAUAUUUAUUUAAAUAGCCUGAGAAGAACAACAUUGCAUUGGCAGGGAAAUUCAAGGAAAGUCAAUAUGCGGUAAUAAUGUUUUGGGCCUAUAGCCUACUGCACACACCUCAUUACUACAGCACUGUUUUUAAUAGGUCAAUGUUGUAUAGGCUUAUAUUUUUUGAGUAAUGUUAAAAAUACAUCUGAACGGUAGAUCUCAGCUUGAAUUUUGACUCAGAAGGUGAUCUUGACUCAGAAAGGUUGUUGAACAACUCCAUCUUGUGUUUCUCCAACCUCUAUGUGCUCCAGGUGCUCCAGGUCCUCUACAUAUCUAUUUAUAACUCCAUCUUGUGUUUCUCUAUCCUCUAGGUCCACUAGCUGAUCUAUUUCUAACUCCAUCUUGUGUUUCUCUAUCCUCUAGGUGCGCUAGCUGAUCUAUUUCUAACUCCAUCUUGUGUUUCUCUAUCCUCUAGGUCCUCUACAGAUCUAUUUCUAACUCCAUCUUGUGUUUCUCUAUCCUAUAGGUCCACUAGCUGAUCUAUUUCUAACUCCAUCUUGUGUUUCUCUAUCCUCUAGGUGCGCUAGCUGAUCUAUUUCUAACUCCAUCUUGUGUUUCUCUAUCCUCUAGGUCCUCUACAGAUCUAUUUCUAACUCCAUCUUGUGUUUCUCUAUCCUCUAGGUCCUCUACAGAUCUAUUUCUAACUCCAUCUUGUGUUUCUCUAUCCUCUAGGUCCUCUACAGAUCUAUUUCUAACUCCAUCUUGUGUUUCGCUAUCCUCUAGGUCCACUAGCUGAUCUAUUUCUAACUCCAUCUUGUGUUUCUCUAUCCUCUAGGUGCGCUAGCUGAUCUAUUUCUAACUCCAUUUUGUGUUUCUCUAUCCUCUAGGUCUUCUAGCUGAUCUACUCCUAACUCCAUAUUGUGUUUCUCUAUCUAGGUCCUCUAUCUGAUCCUCACAAUUGUGCUGCUGUUCUGGGCUUGUUUCCUGCCUUUCUGGAUCUGGCAGCUCCUGGGUCAGUUCCACCCUUCCAUCCACCUCUCCAACAAGGCCAAGCGCAACAUCAACUACUUGACCACCUGUCUCACCUACUCCAACAGCUGCAUCAACCCUUUCCUCUACACGCUGCUCACCAAGAACUAUAAGGAGUACCUGCGGAAGCACCAGCGCACCUGGACCGCGGGCAGCUACUUCAACCGAUGGAACCGGUUCCAGCGCUCGCCCAGGAGGUCGCUGUCCUCCAGCAGCCAGCAGUGCACGGAGAGUUUCGUGCUCACGCACACGCACACGCCGUCGCAGCGCACCACCCACAACAGCAGC